CGACGACGUGUUUGAGUGCAGUUGCUGUUGCUGAAAGAAGGUGUCUGCGGGCGACGCCUUUAUGCGUGUUUACAGGGGUUCUCUCUGCUUAAUGUUGCUGAAUUAGAUUGCGAAAAUGGAUUUUGGGGAUUUAUUCGAUGAGCGGAUGUUUCCUUUCUCUGACUUCCAGGAGUUUACGUUUGUCCCGGGACACCAGAGACUUUCUGAACGCUUGAGGAAGCGUCUUUACUACGGUCUGGAUCAAGAUGCGUCUCUAGAUACACUGUCCUGUCCUGUUACUGAUAUCGCCGUCGAACUGUUCCAGAAGUCCGCCCCGAGCCCUAUACGGAAACUCCGCAAAAAAUAUGCAUCACAUGUAGCCAGAGAAGCGUGCAUCUCCCCCUGCGCUAUGAUGCUGGCCCUGGUUUACAUCAAAAGACUCCGACACAGAAACCCUGAGUACCUGCAGCAGAUCUCGUCCUCCGACCUCUUCCUGAUAUCCAUGAUGGUUGCCAGUAAAUACCUGUACGACGAAGGUGAAGAGGAGGAAGUUUUCAACGAUGAAUGGGGCGCCGCUGGGAAGCUGGACGUCCAGACGGUCAACACACUGGAGCUGAAUUUCCUCAGUGCCAUCAACUGGUGCCUGUUCACCGAGCCAAGCGAGCUCUUUAAUGCGCUCAGCCAACUGGAAACCUGCAUCGCGGAGCGGCAGGGUACGAAGCGUGGCUGGUACACGUACACUGACCUGUGCGUGCUGCUGGAGCAGGCCAACUGGAGGAACGUGCUCAUCGCCGCCUACCAGCACUUCGCCAAGGUCACAUGUAUGCUCGGUCUCCUGUACCUAACGAGCAUCGCUGGUCUCCUUGCCACGUCCGCGGCUCUUCACCAGCUCAACCUCCUGAAUGUCGAGCCCGUAAAUCCCGCCCUCUUUCAUCCUCACGGCUCGGCUGCGUCCCUCCAUCCUCGCUGCUGCGUCCUCGGCAACACCACCCAAAAACCCGAACACGCCCCGGAUCUCCACCAGCGGCACCACCACCGCCAUCACCAGCACCACGUCCCGACGACUUCUUCCGCCCUCCAUCCGAACUCCGCCCUGUCUCUGUGGAGCUCGCUCCUCUCCGCUCUCAUUCGUUCAGACACCCAGACCUCGGAGCUUCCCGCAUGCGGCGCUCAGAACCUCACCUCAUUCGCCUGGUUCUCCUCUCCCGAUCUCCUCGCUCAGACGCCUUUCCUCCCACAUGCGCACCCGAGUCCGCUAGCCGCGUUUCACAGACACAGCUGUUGCACAGAAGCUGCAGUGCCUUAUGGGAAGGCACAGGUUCUCCUCAUACCCACUUAAAGAACGCGAGAUUCAUGUCUUUCAACGUUUGUUUAUAAUGUCACUACUUUUUUUUCUUUCUUCGGUGGGAUUUUAUAUAUUUAACACCUUCCAUAAAUAUAAAAGCACUUUCAUCCAACGGGGCGAGGGUUGAGUUUGAGCAGAGUGUCGGGGGAUGGCACUUUUACAGAAACAAAUUACAAACUUAUAAAGUUAUAUAAACAGCUAUCAAUAACUUCUGAAGUGUUUCAGGUGUUUGACAAGCACUCGGGUUGCCAGUUACACCCAGAAUGAAAUCCCCUUUAAAUUUUUGUAUAUUUUUAAAAUCACAUGAAACAAAAUGGACUCUACGUUUAGUUCACAAUUAAAAGCACAGAUAUAAAAUAAAGUUAAUGAAUAUACAUGUAUUUUUGCAUUGUUACAGAUGGUAAAGAUUCAGAUUUGUUUGAGUUGUUAAGGGAAAGAAAGAAAACAAGCAAGUAAGCUCUUGAAACGGAGUUGAAUUUGUCAACCGAGUCAAUCAUCUUGGUUGUAGUUCCUUCAAAUUUGUGCUCAGACUUCCUCCAAAUGUUCUUCCUCAUGUAUGUUUUUUCAACUGUUGGUUUUGUUUUGAUGACACAGCGAGAGGUUUUUGUUUGGGUAAUGGUUUGGUAUUAAUGCUCUCGAGGACAGGAUCGGAACAUCCACGUACCUGUGAAAGAGUGUCUGCUCUGGGUGGAAAUUCUCGAUUCUCGAUUGUCAAGAAUUGUUUUUAGUUACUGUUGUUAUUUUAAAGUCGUUUUUGGAGUUGAACGACAAUGCGGGCGUCUUGAGAGCUGUCGUUGUGUGUUCCUGCAGUGUUUGGAUUUGUUUGUUUGGUUUUUUUUGUGCACUGAAGCCCCCGCGGGACAAGUCAAGAACACGGACGGGCAAGUAUUAAAUCAAAAGAGAGUUCCGAAUAACAAGUCACGGAGAAACGUAUAAUCAUGAUGUUUUCAGUAAGGAGAUGUUUAUUUAAAUAUUUUAGGGAAGGAGUCUCCAGCGUUCUCUUUACGGGUUCUCUGUAACAAGCUGAGGUUUAAGACGAAGGAAAAAAGAGGCUGUUGACGGAACGACUGUUUAUAGCUACUGUAAUGUAAGUAACAAACUUAUAACGUAAUGUAACUACAAAUGGAUUAAAAGUAGGCUACGAUGUGUCGCUCGUCGAUUAAAUUAAUAAUUGUAAUUAAUAAUUUCCGGUAAAUCGGAAUAAAACUACAGGAUGCUACUGACGUAUUCUCGUGUCGCGUUAUGAGAAAACGCACCGUCCGUCAGCCAGAGAAACAAAUCUCAUCUCGUUUUAUUAGAAUCGGUUGUAGUUUAUUUUUCCAUUCUUCCUAAUAAAACACGUACGCAGACAGAGCAACAAAGGUAGUUUAUUUCUAGAGCGCUAACAUGCUAGCUGUUACGUUAGACUGAGGAACGCUUUGCGAGUUCUGUUCCGGGAAGGUCGUUAAAUCUAUUUUCGUAAAAGAUUAUUAUUAAAUAAAAAUCUAGCCAUUUAUUUUUGUUUGCUAUGAUUUUGAACUAUUAUUCGAGAAUGCCUGUUCUUGUUUGUUAUACAAGCUUGAAGAAGAAUAAAGGAUUUUAUUGGAUAAAA
This is a messenger RNA of Ictalurus punctatus (channel catfish), 2915 nucleotides long. It is a transcript of the gene cnppd1, whose product is annotated as cyclin Pas1/PHO80 domain containing 1. Gene Ontology annotation, cellular component: nucleus; cyclin-dependent protein kinase holoenzyme complex. Gene Ontology annotation, molecular function: cyclin-dependent protein serine/threonine kinase regulator activity; protein kinase binding. Gene Ontology annotation, biological process: regulation of cyclin-dependent protein serine/threonine kinase activity. Bases 116 to 1318 code for a protein of 400 amino acids. The transcript is spliced from 8 exons. Lineage: Eukaryota; Metazoa; Chordata; Actinopteri; Siluriformes; Ictaluridae. The record is from RefSeq and is a predicted model, not a curated record.